Messenger RNA from Zasmidium cellare ATCC 36951, 2031 nucleotides. RefSeq lists its product as uncharacterized. The record is from RefSeq and is a predicted model, not a curated record. The transcript has a single exon. NCBI's taxonomy places the organism in Eukaryota, Fungi, Ascomycota, Dothideomycetes, Mycosphaerellales, Mycosphaerellaceae. The coding region runs from base 1 to 2031 and encodes 676 amino acids.
AUGGACAACGUCCCGCAACCCAGACGGCCUUGGAAGAACAAGGCCGACUUUUUCAAACCUUUCCGGACGGCUGCUGCUGCGAACGCUUCUUCUUCUUCUUCAACCCCAUCGUAUGAAGCGACGCCAUUGACCGCUGGAACUGGAGCUGAAGUGGGAGAGAACAUAUCGACUUUCUUCUAUGAUCCAGCCGUCUUUUCUCGGGAUAGACACAUCGACACGGAGCCGGAUCUGAGGGAUUUGAAUAAUGCACUGAUUGCGCUGGUCGAUGUGUUCCCGGAUGUUCAGCCGGAGGUUCUGCGCGAGAUGUUGCUAGGCGUUUCUGAGGAGAGCCGUUUGCAAGUGGUCACGGAGCAUCUUGUGCAGAAGAAAGCGAAAUGGGUUAGGGGACGGUACCGUACUCCAGCGAGUAGUAGGAAGCGCAGCGAUGAGUCCAAGAAGACAAAGUCACGGCCGGCAGGCGUGCAACUGCGUCUGGAGAAUGAAGACAUGUUCCGGAGCGAGGCGUACAAGAAAGCCGUCAAGCAGGUCCUGUAUCAGGAGUUUCGAAGUCUGAGCCAUUCCACGAUCAAGGGUGUUCUUGCCGAGCAGAAUUUCUCGUACAUGUUUGCGAGGCCGGUGUUGCAGCAAGUAGCGAGUCGAUCAUGGCGUUUCUCGAUUUCAAACUUCUGGAACAAGCGCAGUCAAGCCGAUGCGCAUCCCUAUAUUAUGUGGCAGACCCAUGGGAGUGUGGAUGGACAGGCUGCGACACCGGCUGUGAAGCGGACUGGGAGUGUGGAACUGGACCACGAGUUGUACGAACUCUUUGUUGAGCCAAUCGUGAGAAGACAGAGGCAGGAUAGAAUCCUUGCGGACUACACGACAGCAUGCGAGGUCAACGAGGCGGAGGCCGAAGAUGCAGAGGCGCUGUUCGACUGCGAGUGCUGCUACAGUUCAGUGUCAUUCGAGAAGAUUGCGACUUGUGACGAUGGGUGUCAUUACUUGUGCUUGGACUGCAUUCGACGCACAGUGAACGAAGCUCUGUACGGACAAGGAUGGGCGAGAGCGGCGGACCUACACAAGGCUACUGUGCGCUGCUUUGCUCCCCUAUCUCAGGACUGCCAAGGAUCAAUACCUAGCGAUCUGGUUAGAAGAUCUCUUACGCAAGGGGCGGAUAAUGAUGAUGCGUGGAGAGACUUCCAGGCCAGAGUCACGACGGAGACACUCCUCAAGUCUGGCCUUUCACUUCAGCGCUGUCCGCUAUGCAGCUACGCCGAAGUUGAUGAACCGCCGUCACCAAGAAUUCGCCACCCCAAAGCCAUCUUGAACCACGUCUCGACCAAAGCACCACCAGCAUUCCAAAUCAUGUUCAUCGCCCUCUUUACUCUCUUGGCAAUAUUCACACUACCGGUCCUCCUCAUCCUCGCACUCAUCUGGAUACUCACUCCGCUGAUCCCACCCCUCAAAGCCCACCUCCAACGCUCCCUCUCCCGGAUCCACACCCACCGCCGCGGCAUCCGCUUCCAAUGCCAAAACCCAACCUGCACCCACCUCUCCUGCACACGCUGCCUCGCCCCUUGGACUGACCCACACAUCUGUUUCUCCAACGAGAAACAAUCCCUCCGCACCGCAAUCGAAACCUCCACCACCCACGCCAUCAAACGCACCUGCCCGCGCUGUCUCCUCUCCUUCGUCAAAUCCUCCGGCUGCAACAAACUCGUCUGCAACUGCGGCUACACCAUGUGCUACAUCUGCCGACAAGAGAUCACCAGCAAAGAAGGCUACGGUCAUUUCUGCCAGCAUUUCCGACCGAACGGGGGACGAUGCGGGGAGUGUGAAAGGUGUGAUUUGUAUGGGGAUGAGGAUGAGGAGCUUGUGGUCAGACGGGCGGCGGAGGAGGCGGAGAGGAAGUGGAGGGAAGAGAGGGAGGGGACCGGUGAUGAGGAGGGGAAGGAGGGGGAGGGUCAGAGGAUGAUUGAGGUGCUUGUUGGGGGGAGGAAGGUCAAUUGGUGGGAGGAGUGGUUGGAUUGGGGGGUUGAUGCUGUUGUGGAGUGA